Molecule: messenger RNA, 951 nt
Organism: Solanum pennellii
Lineage: Eukaryota; Viridiplantae; Streptophyta; Magnoliopsida; Solanales; Solanaceae
Product: endo-1,4-beta-xylanase 5-like
Exons: 2
Coding region: 1-951 (316 amino acids)
Biological process (GO): carbohydrate metabolic process
Molecular function (GO): hydrolase activity, hydrolyzing O-glycosyl compounds
Source: RefSeq, a predicted model, not a curated record
AUGAAAUGGUACAGUAAUGAAAAUACUCAAGGCAAAGUAGACUACUCAACUUCUGAUGCGAUGGUCAAUUUAUGCAAGAGCAAAGGUGUUAGUAUCCGAGGCCAAAAUGUCCUUUGGGACGACCAAAAAUUUCAGCCAAAUUGGGUCCCUGCAUUGUCUCCACAACAACUCUCUGUUGCUGCUGGAAAAAGGGUUGCAUCCGUUGUUAGGAAAUAUAAAGGCCAACUUCUUCAUUGGGAUGUCAUGAAUGAAAAUCUUCACUUCAAAUUCUUCGAGAGUAAACUUGGUCCAAGUGCAUCUGCUACCUUUUAUCGUCUGGCUUCACAAUUUGAUAACAAAACACCUCUGUUUUUGAACGAUUAUAAUACCAUAGAAGUGCCAAGUGACGGACAAUCGUCACCAGCUAAUUAUCUUAGUAUGAUAAAACAAGUGAGAACAGGAGGGUACGCAGGUCCUCUUGGAAUUGGAUUAGAAGGACAUUUUGGUGCUCCGUCCAUACCUUAUAUCAGGGCCGGACUCGAUACACUAGCUUCUGCAAAAUUGCUCAUGUGGAUCACUGAGUUAGAUGUUAGACCAGAGCAAAAUCAGGCACAAGUGUUAGAUCAAGUUAUAAAGGAGAUAGUUGGACACCCAGCAGUUCAAGGAUUAAUAAUUUGGUCAGCAUGGAAACCAAAUGGAUGUUUCAGAAUGUGUUUAACUGAUAACAAUUUCAAAAAUCUACCCACUGGUGAUGUCGUGGACAAAGUUCGUACGAGUUUAUCACAUGAGGGUUUGAUUGGGACUACAAAUGCCGAGGGUUAUUUCGAGACUUCAUUAUUUCAUGGAGAUUAUAAAGCCAUUGUUACUCAUCCUUCCAUAACGGAUUCGUCCUUUGACCACAAUUUGACAGUUACACCCAUGGCUGAAAGUGAUGAGAAAUUAUCAUUGAGUUACAAAUUUACUGCUGCAUAA